AUGCGAUCAACUGCAGUCCUCAUCGUAGGCGCAGGUCCUACAGGCCUCACUUUAGCUCUCGAAUUAUCAGUACAAAAGGUCCCAUUCAUCCUAAUCGAUCCUCUCCACACCCCUGCACCUAAUUCUCGCGCUUUAGUCCUCCAUGCCCGUUCCGCCGAGCUUCUCUCCCGACAUCCCUCCGUCGUAUCGAACUUGAUCCCUCUUUGGAAACAAAACCUCGGCUUGACUUUCUAUAUCAAUAAAAAAAAGGCAUACGAGGUGGAUCUCACCAAGGAGAGUGUAGGAGUAUUUGAUGCCGAGUACUCAGGACCGUAUUUUCUCAGCCAGAGCGAUACGGAAGCAAGUCUUGAGAGACAAUUAGAAGAAUAUGGAGGCAAAGUAGAGAGAGGAACAAAAGCUACAACCAUUGUUCAGGACGACAGUGGUGUUUCAGUUCGGGUUAGGAAAGUAAAGGAGGAUGGAUAUGAAGAGCCAGAAGAAGAGAUUCGCUGUCAAUAUAUUGUCGGAUGCGAUGGCUCACAUUCAAUUGUUCGAAAGUCCGCCGGUUUGAACUUCGAAGGUUCUGCGUAUGCAUCAGACUUUUUGCUCGUAGAUGUGAAGUUGAAAUGGGAUUAUGCGCCGGAUCGGCUGACGAUGUUGAUGGGUAAAGAGUUUAUGAUGUGUUUACCACUCAAAGAUGGUGUAUACCGACUUAUAUUAAGUGCUCCUAACUCUAAGAACGGGAAACCGACUCACGGAGAAGCUAAAGAUGAUGAACCUACUCUUAAAGAUUUUGAAGAAGCCUUUCAAAGACUUGCUACGGGGAACAUACAACUCGAGGGUCCUCCUACGUGGAUUGCACGAUUUAAACUCCAUCAUCGAAUCGCCGACUCCUUUCGCAAUGGCCGUGUAUUCGUCGCUGGAGAUGCAGCGCAUAUUCAUUCACCAGCUGGUGGUCAAGGAAUGAAUACAGGUAUUCAAGACGCUAUCAACCUUGGUUGGAAACUCGGCAUGGUUAUUCGCAAUGAGAAGAAAGAUGAUUUUCUCGACUCCUACAAUGUUGAACGCCGGCGCGUUGGGCCGACGCAUCAUUUAUUGCUUUUUUCUGGGUUUGGGAAAGAAGCUAUGGAUGCGGAGGAGUUGUUAGAGACGGUUGGAACGGAUUUUCCGGAAAAGGAAAAGAGUUGGUUGAGGAUUCAUAGGAUUGUUAGUCAGGAAAAGAGAGAAAGUGAUGAUAUGUGUGAUGAGGACAAUAUUUUACAUGAGAGGUAUGGGUUUAAAACGGAGCCAGGUUAUGUGCUCGUUAGGCCCGAUACGUACAUUGGGUAUAUUGGGACGAUGAAGGGAUUGGCGGAGUGGAAGGCAAGUUUACUUUUGUGA
Messenger RNA from Sclerotinia sclerotiorum 1980 UF-70, 1359 nucleotides. RefSeq lists its product as hypothetical. Gene Ontology annotation, molecular function: FAD binding. The record is from RefSeq and is a predicted model, not a curated record. The transcript is spliced from 2 exons. Lineage: Eukaryota; Fungi; Ascomycota; Leotiomycetes; Helotiales; Sclerotiniaceae. The coding region runs from base 1 to 1359 and encodes 452 amino acids.